AUGAGCGAAUCUAUUAAUUAGGAUAAUAUUUAAAAUAACAAUCAGAUUAUCAAAAAUGAAGUAGAUGAUGAAGAUUUAAUGUAAUAAAAUAUUUUAAACUAGCCUGAAGAGAGCAAGUUAGAUUAUUUCGAUUUGAUACAAAAGGACCUUAUUUAUAGUCCUACUGGAGGGUUGUUAAUUAUGUCUUAAGGUACUGGUGUCUAUAAAGUGAUUGGGGAAUAUUUAGAUACGUUUUAAUAAGGACCACAAACAGUCUUUUUUUUGCUUAAUUUUGAUGAAAGGGAUAGCCUAAAAUCUGAAAUCAAUGAAAUUUAAUAUUACUGCAAACAGCACAAAAUUGUUGAUGUAACAAAUAUGAUUUCAUCUAAAAGAAGUGAAAUUUAUAGCAAAGGAGGAAUAUUUUCAAUAUCAGAAAUAGUUCUCCUAUUUGAUUUGCUAAGUGGCAGCAUCAUCCACUCAGAAAGAAUUACUGGGUUUAUUAUUAAUAAAAUAUAAAGUGUUAGAAACCACUAAGAGAAUCUAGUCUGGUUGUGUACUCUUCUAAAGACAAACAAUCCUUCUUCUAUAAUUUUAGGGAUUUCUGAGUGUGAGUAGACAUUAGCAAGUAGAGGGUUAGAAAAUAUAAUGAGAUGGUUCUAUUUACCUAGAUGCUUUGUAUGGAACAUGAUUAGAGCAGAAGUUCAAAGUGAUAUUCUAAAAUAGCCAAAUCAAUGCGAGCACUUGGAUACGUUUGUGGAUAUGAAUAAAAGAAUGAGAAAUAUUGAUAAUUGUAUUAAAGUUAUCAUAAUUUUAAUACUGAAAGAACUCAAAUCUAAGAGAAAUGCAAGUGACACAACAGAAUUACCUAUAUUCAAUUAGGAAGAAUUCUUAAACUCUCAUUAAUACAUUUUGGAGGAUAAAAUCAAAUCCAAUAAAUUCUACUUAAAAGCCUUUAUGAAUAACACACAGUACUUUAAAGAUGCUUUUGAAUUUAAGCAGUUACAAAAAGAUCUCUUUUAGCUAAAUUGUGUUUCCUUCUAUAAAAAAUUACUCUAUAUUGAUUAAAAUUCAAAUGAAGACAGCUUCAUAAAUAGGACAGCAACCGAUAAAAGUACUCAAAAAGUAAUUAAAGAGCUUUUUGAAAAUGCAUAAAAAAGAGUUUAUGAAAUUCAAAAAAGCGAUGAAACAUUGGAGCUGCCAUUGUUGGAGUCUCAAUUAAAUAAUUCUGAUAGAGAUAGUUUUUAAUUUAGAUAAAAAUUUAAUUUAAAUGGUUACUUUGAUGCCAGCCUUCUCUAAAACACAGGUAAAAAUGUAGAGUAAUUGUAAAAUGAUGCUGAUAAAGACUUAGCAGAGUAAAAUGAUUUGAAAAGAGCCUCUUUAAAUUCAAUUGAAAUGGCAGAUGAAAAUUUAAAGGGGAAAACUAGUUCAUAAGAAAAUUCAUAAAAUGGUUUAAACUCCUAAGGCUUUCUUGAUAGGUCUGCUGAUUAAAUAAAUCUAACAUAGUCUAUUUAAAUGACUUCAAUUAAAGAAAAUAUCAAAGAAGAUGAAACAUUUGAAGAAAGUAAAAAUGAAAAUUAAUUACUAAAAUAAGAUAUGCUUGAUGUGGAGGACAAACAUUUAAAUGAAAACUCUCAAGAUAAGUUUAUGUAACAGAUGGAAUUUAUGAGAAACAUUAUUAAUCAAGAUUCAAUUUCAUUAGCUUAAGACAUGCCUAAAGUAGGUUUGAAAUAGAAUAUAUUUGAAGAUUUCGACACUGACAAUAAAGAUGCAAUUAAAUUUGAACUCAAUCAAAAAGUAAAGUUAAAUUUGGAUAUAGAUCCUAAAUUUAGGUGCCUGAAUGUUAUUUUAAAUGAAAUAAACGAAAAAUAUUAAAAUGCCAUGCCAAUUAAUGGAGACAAAUUUUUGAUUUGGAUUCAUACUAAUGAUAAACAGAGAGUGUCAUCGAUUUAAGAGUACAUUUAAAACACUUUUCUCAAAAAUGAUCCUUCAAACAAACUAAGCUUGAUGAAAAAGUUUAGAUAGUUUUUAGAAGAAUAGACACAUAGGAGACACUCUUAUCUCAAAGAAUUAAUCAAAAGAAAAAAAAAUUAAAUCCUUGAAGAAAAGAAAGAGUGUGAAAAUGUGUUGCUUGAAUAGCUAUUUAAAGAGUUGGAAUACUUUUAGUAAAUAAUUGAAUUUGAGCAAUUGGAAUUGAAUAAAAAUCAAAAUAAUUAACUUAAUCCAGACGAUAAUAUUUUAUUUGGUUCUUAAAGACAGCUAAACUAAGAAAAUAAACAAAAACUAGAUGAAAUGGAAAAGGAAGAAUAAAAGAAAAUAAAAGAAAACUCAUAAGAGGACUCAAAAAAAUAAUCUUAGAAUGAUUAGAAUCUAGAAAUUGCAAGUGAUGAAGAAAAAAAUAAUAUAAAAAAAAUAAGAAAAAGCGAUAGGAUGCUUGCAGAUAAUGAAAAAGAAUUGCUAGAAGUGAAAAAGAGAAAAUUAUAAAUUGAUGAAAAACUACAAAAAAGAUUUAAAAUGAUAGAUGUAAAUUCAAUGAAUGUUAAUAUUAUUGAUGAAAUUGAUCAGACAGGAUUCGUUUAGUUUUUGUCUAAAUAAAUUAUGAAAAACUUCGAAUUUAUUGUAAACAGCACAAAUAAAUCAGUUAUUAGAUAACAUUUCUUAAGAACUUAUCGUCCAAAUUUUGUCAUAUUAUUUGAACCUAAUUUGAGCAUCAUAAGAGAAAUUAGUGUAGGGCAGCAUCUAAUCUAAUUAAACGGAGUAAAUCCAAUCUAUGAAAUUAGGACAAUCAUGUUCAAUAAGUCUGCUGAAAGUGAGAAAAUUCUUUAUAAUAGUCUUCAAGAGAAUUAAGCAACUGAGAGAAUAGUGAAAGAAAAAAAUGAGAUGCUAAGCAGUAUUGAUGAGCCAGUAUUAAGAGUAAAAAAUAUUACAAAAAAAGCAAAUACUAGAAUAGGUGGCUCUAUGUUGCAAGUUCAACCAGCAGUUAUCAUUGAUAAAAGAGAGUUUAGAAGUGAUUUACCUUCAAUACUAUUUCAUGAAGGUUUUAAAGUUAUACCUAUUUAAUUAACUACUGGAGAUUAUAUAUUAUCAAAAGAUAUAGCUGUAGAAAGAAAAUCAGUGGAAACUCCAGAUUUAGUAAACAGUUUAAGAAACGGUAGACUUUAUUAGCAGCUAUUGGCAAUGUCUAAAAAUUAUAAGAAAUGUUACUUACUUAUAGAAUUUUCAGAAUAAAUGCCUUUUAGCUUAGAGUCAAUUAAUUACAAUAAUGAAAACUAGCUUUCUUACUAAGAGCAGCAAAAUUUCAAUAACAAAUAACCAAAAACAAACACCAUUACUUUUUAUUUGCCUCUCCUCGUCUCUUAAUUCGAUAAUGUUAAAAUAAUUUGGUCGAAAGGUCCUAUUUACACUUCUAAAAUAUUCUAAAUGCUCAAAUAAAAUUAACUUGAGCCAAAUCCUUCAGAACUACUUAAAGAAUAAGAGAAGAAAGAAAAGAAGGAAUCUACAAUAGAUUAGUAUAUCUAAGCAAAUUAAGAUGAUGACAAAUAUAUUCCAACCUAAAAACGAUUAUUUGAGCAAAUUAAAAAUAGCAACGAAGAAGAAAAUUGA
This is a messenger RNA of Tetrahymena thermophila SB210, 3579 nucleotides long. RefSeq lists its product as hypothetical. Gene Ontology annotation, biological process: double-strand break repair via homologous recombination; nucleotide-excision repair involved in interstrand cross-link repair; resolution of meiotic recombination intermediates. The transcript has 7 exons. The record is from RefSeq and is a predicted model, not a curated record. NCBI's taxonomy places the organism in Eukaryota, Ciliophora, Oligohymenophorea, Hymenostomatida, Tetrahymenidae. Gene Ontology annotation, molecular function: damaged DNA binding; single-stranded DNA binding; single-stranded DNA endonuclease activity. Gene Ontology annotation, cellular component: nucleotide-excision repair factor 1 complex.